GCCUCGUUUUGUCAAUAGUUUAAGGAGUCCAUUUGUCUUCUCUGACUUGUUCCGCAAGGAAUUUUCUUCCUCCUUCGUCUGCUUGUUCUGUCAGUUCAUAUAUAUAUACAUACACAGACGUAUGCAAUCCUUGUGAACAAUUUCUAGUUAACUUACAGAAUCCUGGUCAGAAUUCGAAGUCGAGUGAAAUGAAGAAAGUAGUGUUGAGUUUAGAUUUACAUGAUGAUAAAGCAAAACAAAAGGCCAUGAUAGCAGUGUCUAGCAUUCCAGGUACUGAAAUUUGGUUGACCACAAUUUGAUAGCUUGCGAUUCAAUAGAAAAUGACCCUUCAUUUGUUUCAGAUGCACAGUCAAAUUGGUAAUCAGUGGACUAAUCUGCUUUUGAUCUUGUGAUUUUGUGUAGGAAUUGAAUCGAUUUCUAUGAGCAUGAAGGAUAAGAAAUUAACGGUGGUUGGCGAUGUUGAUCCAGUUGUGGUGGCCAGCAAACUGAGAAAAUGGUACCCAGAAAUAUUAACAGUUGGGCCAAAGGAAGCAGAAAAGAAAAAAGAUGAAGGUAAGAAGGCUGAGGGAAAGAAAGACGAUGAUAAAAAGAAGGAUCCAAAUGAACAGAUUGCAGACCUUGUGAAGGCCUACAAAGCUUACAAUCCUUACAUGACACAGCACUACCAUGUUUACAGUGCAGAAGAGAAUCCAAAUGCUUGUGUCAUCUGUUAAUUGUCAGAACAAAAAUAGAAUUGAUGAGCUUUACUGGUGGUGGAUUCUAUCAUAUUGAAGAACCCAUUUGAGACCUAGGAGAAUGGCUCUAUGUACAGUUGGUGGUUGGUUUGUGUGAUGAAAUGUAUAGACUAUACUGUACCGUAGAGGAAUAAAUUUUGGGUUGAUUUUAGAUGAAGUAUUGAUACUAUUUUGUUAAUCUGAGUGCAUCUUUUCAGGGCAAAAAAUUGUAAAAAAUAAAAUCCUUUUAGUUUUUGUCUUCUUAUUUUGUUAUCCUUAAAAUCUCAGGAGAAAGGGCCAGCCAUGCAUUCAUAAGUCUAGUCUAGGGAUUGUGAAUUUUGUGAUUCUCUCUUUGAUUACCCAUUGUGGUCCAUAGGAAAAGAGAAUAUAG
Messenger RNA from Ilex paraguariensis (yerba mate), 1104 nucleotides. The record is from the annotation of a GenBank genome assembly. Lineage: Eukaryota; Viridiplantae; Streptophyta; Magnoliopsida; Aquifoliales; Aquifoliaceae.